Messenger RNA from Mesoplodon densirostris (Blainville's beaked whale), 2255 nucleotides. It is a transcript of the gene SLC6A15, whose product is annotated as solute carrier family 6 member 15. NCBI's taxonomy places the organism in Eukaryota, Metazoa, Chordata, Mammalia, Artiodactyla, Ziphiidae. The transcript has 11 exons. The coding region runs from base 51 to 2240 and encodes 729 amino acids. Gene Ontology annotation, biological process: L-leucine transport; sodium ion transmembrane transport. Gene Ontology annotation, cellular component: plasma membrane. Gene Ontology annotation, molecular function: proline:sodium symporter activity. The record is from RefSeq and is a predicted model, not a curated record.
CAAACUUACCAAAAGGGAAUUUUAAAAAAUACCACUGCCCGCACUUUCCAAUGCCUAAGAAUAGCAAGGUGGUAAAAAGAGAAUUAGACGAUGAGGUUAUUGAGUCUGUCAAAGACCUUCUUUCCAAUGAAGACUCAGCUGAUGAUGCCUUUAAGAAAAGUGAACUAAUUGUUGACGUCCAAGAAGAGAAAGACACAGAUGUUGAAGAAGGAUCUGAAGUCGAAGAUGAAAGACCAGCUUGGAACAGUAAACUACAAUACAUCCUGGCCCAGGUUGGAUUUUCUGUAGGAUUAGGGAAUGUGUGGAGAUUCCCAUACCUCUGUCAGAAGAAUGGGGGUGGUGCCUAUCUUUUGCCAUAUUUAAUACUGCUUCUGGUAAUAGGUAUUCCCCUUUUUUUCCUGGAACUUUCUGUGGGUCAAAGAAUUCGGCGAGGAAGCAUUGGUGUGUGGAAUUACAUAAGCCCUAAACUGGGAGGGAUUGGAUUUGCAAGUUGUGUAGUAUGCUUUUUUGUGGCUCUCUACUACAAUGUCAUCAUUGGCUGGAGUUUGUUUUAUUUUUCUCAGUCUUUUCAGCAACCUCUACCCUGGGAUCAGUGUCCUUUGGUGAAAAAUGCUUCACACACUUUCGUAGAGCCAGAAUGCGAAAAAAGUUCUGCCACUACCUAUUAUUGGUACAGAGAAGCACUGAAUAUUUCCAGUUCCAUUUCUGAAAGUGGGGGCUUAAACUGGAAGAUGACCGUCUGCUUGCUGGCUGCCUGGGUUGUGGUGUGCUUGGCUAUGAUCAAAGGCAUUCAGUCUUCUGGAAAAAUCAUGUAUUUUAGUUCUCUGUUUCCGUAUGUGGUACUUAUAUGCUUCCUAAUCAGAGCACUCCUUUUAAAUGGUUCAAUUGAUGGCAUCCGUCACAUGUUUACCCCUGAGCUUGAAAUAAUGCUGGAGCCCAAGGUCUGGAGAGAAGCUGCAGCUCAGGUGUUCUUUGCCUUAGGUCUGGGAUUUGGUGGCGUCAUUGCCUUUUCAAGCUACAACAAGAGAGACAACAACUGCCACUUUGAUGCCGUCCUGGUGUCCUUCAUCAAUUUUUUUACUUCUAUCCUGGCAACAUUGGUGGUGUUUGCAGUUCUGGGCUUCAAAGCAAAUGUCAUAAAUGAGAAAUGCAUUGCAGAAAAUUUGGAAAUGAUCAGCAAACUUGUGAAAACGGGCAACAUUAGUCAAGAUAUUAUUCCCCAUCAUAUCAACUUUUCAGCUGUUACUGCAGAAGAUUAUCAUUUAGUUUAUGACAUCAUUCAAAAAGUGAAAGAAGAAGAGUUUCCUGCUCUUCAUCUCAAUUCCUGUCAAAUUGAAGAUGAGCUAAAUAAAGCUGUUCAGGGGACUGGUUUAGCUUUUAUUGCCUUUACAGAAGCAAUGACACAUUUCCCUGCAUCUCCCUUCUGGUCAGUGAUGUUCUUCCUCAUGCUGGUAAAUCUAGGGCUUGGCAGCAUGUUCGGAACCAUUGAAGGGAUCAUCACACCCAUUGUGGACACAUUCAAAGUGAGGAAAGAAAUUCUCACUGUUAUCUGUUGUCUUCUGGCAUUUUGUAUUGGCCUGAUGUUUGUGCAGCGCUCUGGAAAUUACUUUGUUACAAUGUUUGAUGAUUAUUCUGCUACCCUGCCUCUGCUAAUUGUAGUCAUUUUGGAGAAUAUUGCUGUAUCCUUUGUUUAUGGCAUAGAUAAGUUUAUGGAAGACCUAAAGGAUAUGCUGGGCUUUGCUCCCAACAGAUAUUACUACUAUAUGUGGAAAUAUAUUUCUCCUCUAAUGCUAUUAUCACUGCUAAUCGCUAGCAUUGUGAAUAUGGGAUUAAGUCCUCCUGGCUAUAAUGCAUGGAUUGAAGAUAAGGCAUCAGAGGAAUUUCUGAGCUACCCAACAUGGGGAAUGGUUGUCUGUAUCUCUCUGAUGGUCCUGGCAAUACUGCCCGUCCCAAUUGUCUUCAUCAUUCGUCGCUGCAACCUUAUAGACGAUAGUUCUGGUAAUUUAGCAUCUGUGACCUAUAAGAGAGGAAGGGUUCUGAAGGAGCCUAUAAACUUAGAGGGAGAUGAUGCAAGCCUCAUUCAUGGAAAGAUAUCAAGUGAGAUGUCCUCUCCAAAUUUUGGUAAAAAUAUUUAUAGAAAACAGAGUGGAUCACCAACUCUGGAUACUGCUCCCAAUGGACGAUAUGGAAUAGGGUACUUGAUGGCAGAUAUGCCAGAUAUGCCAGAAUCUGACUUGUAGCUGGGGGGCAAAAAU